UUUUGCUAGACUCUUGCUUUUUACAGUUACACGUAUUCUAGAACUACUAGAAGUUCUAGUUUAUUAUUACUAGACUCUAGAUCUAGACUACAUCUAUCAAUAUUGAAUUGGCUUUGCCCUGGUGCUUCUAGACAGCAUAAAAUACUCCAUUUCAAGUUGACCAAACUAACAAAUCAUCAUGGCUACCAUAGAGGAACUUAACAAAACUAGAGUAGAGCUCAGAGAAAAGCUUGAGCAAGAGACGAGGAAAGUUCAGGAACUAAAGGGUACGGCAAAGCGAGAACCUAUUGCAAAGAUGAGCGCAGAGGUUGUAGAUUCCAAUCCUUACAGUCGACUCAUGGCUUUGAAGCGAAUGGGCAUAGUUGAAGACUAUGAGAAAAUUCGAAGUUUCAGCAUCGCUGUAGUUGGUGUUGGUGGUGUAGGAAGUGUUACAGCAGAAAUGUUGACUAGGUGCGGCAUUGGAAAACUGUUGCUGUUUGACUAUGAUAAAGUUGAGCUGGCCAAUAUGAACCGCCUGUUCUACCAACCCCACCAAGCAGGUCUCAGUAAGGUAGAGGCAGCAGAGAGAACCCUCAGAGAGAUCAACCCUGAUGUGGAGUUUGAAGUCUACAACUACAAUAUAACUACAGUGGACAAUUUCCAGCAUUUUAUGGACAGAAUCAGGUUGGGUGGUAAGGAAAAAGAUAAGCCUGUUGAUCUAGUUCUCAGCUGUGUGGAUAACUUUGAGGCUCGAAUGGCAAUCAAUACGGCUUGCAAUGAGCUUGGUCAGUCUUGGUUUGAAUCUGGCGUCAGUGAGAAUGCUGUGUCUGGACACAUACAGUUCAUAGUACCUGGCGACACUUCCUGUUUUGCUUGUGCACCUCCCCUUGUGGUAGCCACCCACACAGAUGAGAGGACACUCAAGAAGGAAGGUGUCUGUGCUGCUAGCCUGCCCACAACCAUGGCUGUAGUUGCAGGAUUUCUGGUACAGAAUGUACUCAAGUAUUUACUCAAGUUUGGCCAGGUUUCCUACUACCUAGGUUACAAUGCUUUACAAGAUUAUUUUCCUACAAUGAGAAUGAAGCCGAACCCUCAGUGUGACGAUACACAUUGUCGCAAACAGCAGCAGCUUUUCCAGGAGAGAGAAGCAGCCAAACCUAAAGUGGAGGUAGAAAAAGUGGAAGAGUUGGCGGCAGUUCAUGAGGACAAUGAAUGGAGUAUUGAGAUUGUGUCUGAAACCACUGCCGAAGAAGCUCAGGCUGCACAGGGGGAUGUGCCCAGUUUAACACACGGUGUGACAGUAGCCUACACUAAACCUGUCCAACAGGAGGCUGACUCAUCUGAGCUUGUUUCAAACACAGAGUUGAGUUUAGAGGACUUGAUGAAACAGAUGCAGAGUUUAUAAAGUCUAGUCACUAACUUCAAUGAUGAUACAGUUUGUUGUGCAUGUAUAAA
Messenger RNA from Biomphalaria glabrata, 1434 nucleotides. RefSeq names its product ubiquitin-like modifier-activating enzyme 5. Gene Ontology annotation, molecular function: UFM1 activating enzyme activity. NCBI's taxonomy places the organism in Eukaryota, Metazoa, Mollusca, Gastropoda, Planorbidae. Gene Ontology annotation, biological process: protein ufmylation. The record is from RefSeq and is a predicted model, not a curated record. The coding region runs from base 179 to 1384 and encodes 401 amino acids. The transcript is spliced from 13 exons. Gene Ontology annotation, cellular component: cytoplasm; cytosol.